GCAGCAGCACCGCACUUCCGCUAUGCAUCGCUCAACCGCCAUUGCCAAGCUCGCCUUGCUCCUCCUCGCGACUGCAGCCGUGUCAUGCGGCUUCUUCGUCGUCGCCCAUGCCCAUGCGCGGAAGAGCUGCUGGCCGCACGAGAGGGACGCGUUGUUGGCCUUGAAGCAGGGCAUCAACGACACCUACGGCGUCCUCGCCUCGUGGCAAAAACUGCGCCAUGACUGCUGCCGCUGGACAGGCGUCGCCUGCAGCAACAAAACCGGCCAUGUCACCGAGCUUGACAUCGAUUACAGCAGCUUGCUCGGCCAGAUAAGUCCUUCCUUGCUUUCUCUCCAGCAUCUCGAGUACCUGGAUCUCAGCUUCACGUCCCUACUUGGACCAAAUGGCAGCAGUGUAUUCCCAGAUUUCUUGUCUUCUUUGCACAACUUGAGACAUCUCGAUCUCUCCAGCACGCUCUUUUCUGGUAGACUUCCUGCUCGGCUUUCCAACCUUUCAAAUUUGGAGUAUCUCGAUCUCUCCAGCACGCUCUUUUCUGGUAGACUUCCUGCUCGGCUUUCCAACCUUUCAAAUUUGGAGUAUCUCGAUCUCUCCAGCACGCUCUUUUCCGGUACACUGCCGCCUCAGCUAGGCAAUCUUUCAAACAUGCGACACCUUGACCUCAGUUAUAUGCAAAAUAUACACACAGCAGAUGUCUCAUGGUUAACUCAUCUGCAUUUCCUGGAACAUCUUGACAUGAGUGGCAUAAAUCUCGGCACCACCGACAUGUUCCCUGUGGCCAACACAAUCCCAACUCUCAAGGACCUCAUUCUUAGUAACUGUUCGCUUCCAAAUGCAAACCAGCCGCUAAAACACCUAAACCUCACAAGACUUGAGUGGCUUGAUCUCAACAGAAACCAUCUUCGCCAUCGAAUUGAUACGAGUUGGUUUUGGAACAUAACAGGCAUCACACAUUUAGACCUUGAUGAAACCUAUCUCCAUGGUCCAUUCCCUGACGCCCUAGGAGGUAUGACAUCCCUCCAAUUCCUAUCCUUUGCCAAUAAUGGCAAUUCAGCCACAAUGAUGGUGGACUUGAAAAAUCUCUGUGAUUUAGAGCUCCUACGGCUUGAUGGAAGUCUCGCGUUUGGGAACAUAACAGAGUUUUUAAAGAAACUGCCACAAUGCUCGUCCAACAAAUUCCUCUCCUUGCUUUCGAACCACAACAAUAUGACAGGAAUGCUGCCAGAUAUGGUUGGGCACUUGACCAGUUUAGGACAACUUUCCCUUUCUAACAACAGCAUUACUGGAGCUAUACCAUCUGGCCUCCUCUUAAAAAGAAUUGCCCAGGCAAUAAUGCUUUAGAGCAUGGUGAUCAGCAGAGAAGAGAAAAUGGUUAUGAUCCAGUGGUGUUCUUCUACUUUGGGCUGACAGCUGGCUUUGUGGCGGGACUCUGGAUUGUCUUUUGUGCUUUUCUGUUCAAAAGAGCAUGGAGGAGUGCUUAUUUCCGCCUCUUUGACAAGCUACAUGACAAUGUGUAUGUGUUUGUUGUUGUUACUUGGGGCAUGAUAACCAGUAAGACAACUACAAGUUAAGAACUGGCGUGCUAAUUAAACAAAAUAAGGCCGAUCUGAUGCUGGUGUCAUUCUACUGUUGAACUGUAUGAGUAAAUAAGAGUGAGGAAGUAUUUAGUAGCUCGUACAAGAAUGUGUUUUGUUGAAGAUUAUAAGCUUGUAAUAUGUCUUAGAAGUAUCGAAUAUUUUGUUAGGAUCAUGUACACCAAUCUGAUUGAUAAAGAUUCGGUUAGAUCUCUCUCUUUCUUGAUUCUCAAAUAUGUAAUCCUACCAACAUUGUAUUCCUGGCCUACACGGCUUUGCCUCUAUAUUAACAUGAAAGCGUGUCGAGGCAAAGGCAUAAGCUUCCACAAAA
Messenger RNA from Triticum dicoccoides, 1903 nucleotides. Its product is annotated as probable LRR receptor-like serine/threonine-protein kinase At1g34110. The coding region runs from base 23 to 1339 and encodes 438 amino acids. Gene Ontology annotation, molecular function: protein binding. NCBI's taxonomy places the organism in Eukaryota, Viridiplantae, Streptophyta, Magnoliopsida, Poales, Poaceae. The record is from RefSeq and is a predicted model, not a curated record. The transcript has a single exon.